Messenger RNA from Cloeon dipterum, 734 nucleotides. Its product is annotated as plasmolipin-like. NCBI's taxonomy places the organism in Eukaryota, Metazoa, Arthropoda, Insecta, Ephemeroptera, Baetidae. Gene Ontology annotation, cellular component: membrane. Bases 129 to 716 code for a protein of 195 amino acids. The transcript has 3 exons. The record is from RefSeq and is a predicted model, not a curated record.
UAUGCGUCGCGGUCGCAACACACAAGUGGUGUAAUAAAAUAAAAAGGCUUAGUUUUAUCUUAAUUAGGGGUCAUGUGGCCGUGAUUCAAUAGAAACUCAAGUCAGUUCUGCGUGUGCACGCAUCGCGAAUGGCUGGCAACAUGAUGUGUGAGCAGCAUCCGCAGCCGCGGGGCCAAAAGCUGUCGCAGAUGACGUUGACGGCGGAGAGCGUCGAGUCGGUCGGCGUCGGCACGCCGACGAGCGCCAUUCCGCCCAAGUUCGGCGUCCGGAUGGACUUGGCCCACUUCUUCCGGAGCAACGAGGGCUUCCUCAAGCUGCUGCAGCUGGCCAUCGGGGUGGCGUGCGUGGCGUGCGCCGCCCCUGCUCUCAUUGACGGCACCUACGACCUGCCGGCCGGCUCCUACUGGUUCAUCGCGGCCACCGUUUUCUCGGUCGUGCUCACCUUCAUCUGGGUUCUCAUCUACCUCCUCUGCUUCAAGGAGCGAGCCAGAAAAUUUCCCUGGAGUUUGUUUGAAACGCUGUUGGUAAUUUGCCUGGCCAUUCUGUACGCGUCUGCUGGCAUCGCGCAGUUGGUUAUUUGGUCGUCGGCGCCGUACUCAGAUGUCAAAGAAGAAAACAUCAUCGCCGGCAGUCUUGCGCUCUUCAACGUCGUCUGCCACAGCGUCAGCUUGUACUACGCCAUGUCCAGAUGGUGCAAAGAGCUGAAUGCCGAAUAAAAUAUCAUUUUAAAAUUA